This is a messenger RNA of Dendronephthya gigantea, 3302 nucleotides long. Its product is annotated as hairy/enhancer-of-split related with YRPW motif protein 1-like. The record is from RefSeq and is a predicted model, not a curated record. Bases 258 to 1541 code for a protein of 427 amino acids. Gene Ontology annotation, biological process: regulation of neurogenesis; anterior/posterior pattern specification; regulation of transcription by RNA polymerase II. Gene Ontology annotation, cellular component: nucleus. NCBI's taxonomy places the organism in Eukaryota, Metazoa, Cnidaria, Anthozoa, Malacalcyonacea, Nephtheidae. The transcript is spliced from 4 exons. Gene Ontology annotation, molecular function: RNA polymerase II cis-regulatory region sequence-specific DNA binding; protein dimerization activity; DNA-binding transcription factor activity, RNA polymerase II-specific.
UAACUCUCAUGAGUUUAUAUCAAUACGAAAUGCAGAACAUAUUUUGUAUAAAUCUGUUGUUUUUUGCGUAUGGACGUCCAUUUUUAAGUUGCGUACCGUCGCGAGUUGAAUUAAUUGAGUUUCAGUACUGUAUUUGUCAAUGCGAGCAACAAUUGUCCAGAAGAUUUCACCCUCUUCUAAAAGUCACUUUCAAACAGACACGGAACCCCAGAUCCGGAACAACGUUUAUUUAAGCGUUAUUUUGGGCAUUUUCGAGAAUGGAGCAGAAUAAUACUAAAGCAAAUAUAGAGAAUAACAUUGCCGAAGCCGAAGGAGGAGAGAUAUUUGAAGAAACAUCGAAAAAGGAAAAGGUGGACUGUUCUCAUCGUGUCAUAGAGAAACGACGCCGAGACCGAAUCAAUAAUAGUUUACUACAGUUAAGCAAACUUAUCCCAAUCGAAAAUUUCAACAAAAAGAAUAAUGGCAAAUUAGAAAAAGCCGAGAUUCUCGAAGUAACAGUUAAUUAUUUGACACAACAAAAGUUUAAAAAAGAACAAGAGGAAUCUUCAACACAGACUCCCAAUCACACAGAAACAAUCCAAGGAACCCAUGAAGCAAGCAAGAACCAACAGCAAAUUGAUCUUAAUGUGUUUCUGAAAGGUUUUAAGCAAUGUAUAUCAGAUGCGACGAAGUUCUUCCAGGAUAUAGAGGAACUGGAUGUGUCAGAAGGGCGAUGUUAUAGACUGAUACAACAUCUUAAAAGGCAAACCUCUAGAUAUGAGACGAAAGAGCGAGACUUGUCUAAUUUUGGUAGAGAAGAACGCGGAGUUUGGGAUACAGAGGAGGCGAGGACCGGUUCUGACUCCAGAAUUGUGCCAGAUUCGACCCCAAUCAAACGCAACAAUGACGGGAAUCUUGAAGAAAUCACAACAACCUGUAAGAAAUCGCGACCCUCUAAUGAAUCAAUCAGUAAACCCGAGCAAACGUCUGGAACAGAGCAAGAGUGCUUAGCAGGCAGCACCCUGGCAACGUCCCGCAAUUCCGAGACAUCGAGAAACGCGGAUCCUUCCUUAAACUAUAUGCCUUUUGUUUUCCCCAACAUGCCGUUGUUCACAACCCUUCCGUUUGCGGGGGCAAACAACAUGGCUCGUUUCCAGGCCCCCUCGUCGCAAUACCCCAGCUAUCCAUAUCAACAGCAACCGCAGUACAUACCGUUCGCUUUUCCCCAGUUCCCUGUUAUGGGUAUGAAUUUCAUGCCUGGAUUCGGCGUGGUCAAUGGUGAACAGAAUCAGAAUGGAGCCAUGCCUGCCACGGCUCCAAAUGCAUUACCAAUGCACAGCGGUGUUCCCAACCAAGCCAACCUUAACCUAAUGCCCCCUGGUAUCUCAAAUGGCUUUUUCCCCUCUAUGUACUCGAACGGCUUACAUGCAAACAUUGUGUCAAUGCGCCCAAGAGACUCUGGUUAUGAGUCGUCAGAGAAGUCCUCAUCAAGUAAAGCCAGCGGUAGUGGAACAUCGCCUCAAUCUUUUUCAGAUGAUUCUUGCCAGUCGUAUACAGCUUAAGGUUCAGUCGACUAUAUUUUAACAAAGUUCAAGGAUUAAAACCUGGAGAGGAAUAAACUUGCAGUUAAGAUAAACCAAGCUAGAGUCUUCGUUGUAUCUUCCAUGGCGUUUAGCUUAAACGGUGGAUAAGUUAAAAAUGGAAAACAAAAUUAUCUAUUUAUUGAACAACUGAGCUGAAAUAUUUCGAUGCAAAUAGUUUAGUUGUCAAUGAAAGUACAUAUUAAAUGCAUAAGAUGCAGGUUCAGUCAUUCACAAGAUCUAUGAGAGUAUUUUUAAACUUUGUUUUAUCCACCGUUUAAGCUAAUUGUAUCAAGUCCGUUUAGCGUAAAUGGUGGUUAAGUCAAAAUGAAAUUACACUCUUACAUCUCUCUUGAAUGAGUCAACUUGAGUAUUAUGCACCAAAUAUGUAGUUAUAGACAGUAUCGUUGUAUUCAGGUCAAAAACAUUUAGUUCGCUCGUUGAAUAAAAUGGCAGAAAUGCUUUCUAUUUUGAACUUAUCCACUGUUUAAGCUAAACGGGCUUGAUACCCGGCCCUUGGAGACAAAGAGUUCUAGGUGAAAUGAAUUAUUCAUUACUAGUUGCAAAGAAAUCGUUAACUAGCGGAAUAUUUUGAAUCUGUGCAUGAAUGUUCGAAAUGUUUGAAUGAAUGAAUGUUUGAAUCUGUGCAUGAAUGUUUGGUUGUAAAUAUUUCGUAAGGAAACCAUUUCACUGCAGCUGGGAAAGCACACCUAUCCUCAGUUCACGUUUUACUGUAAAUAAAAUUUUAAUUUGUGCAGAGUUCCUUGCCAUAUAUCGGCACAUCAUCACAGAUGAUUUUAUUCACAAACCAUAUUGAUUGGUUGUAAUUAGUUGUCGAUGCACUUUAUCAUAAAUAGAUGAAUAGAUAAAAGGCUUUUUAAAGUCGACCACGACAUCAAAGACGAUGUAAAAAUGCAAGUAACUUGUUACAAACUGUAAAAAGACCUUGUGACAAACAUAUCUUGUAUAAUAUGUAUAAUACCUGUAUAAUAUAACAAUACAGCUAUAGUCGCGGACGUAAAGAUGUUUUUGACCGACUUUGAGUGCAUGUCGAAUUUUGAGGAGGGCCAAAAGCAUAAUUUUGGCCAAGAAAAUCAACCGUAUUACUAUAUUCAUCAAGGCCCGUUUUAACUUGCAAUUUUUGCUGCGUUUUAUGUGCGAUUUUCUUCUUUUGAUGGAUGUGAACGCGUUGAAUUAAUUAUACUGAUGCUCAAAUAAGAGCUCUUAUUGAUCAUACAUCAGAGCAUUGGUCCAAUUACUCAUUCACAUCUAUUAAAAGAGGAAAAUCGCAGCAAAAAUCGCAAGUGUAAAUUAACGGGCCUUUAUAAUAACUUUCAGUGAAAGAGAAGGGAUUGGGUUGAUACAGGUUUAUUUCAUCCUACGGGCUACGACGCGGGGAAGUUUUUCUUUUAAUAGCUGAUGUCGUGAUAAAGAUAUUAUUAUAAUCUUUGCUUGCCGAGACAACAAACUGUCGCCUUAGAAGUGUUUUGUUGAAAGGGUCAUAGCAAAAAGUUCUGUAUAGUCUAAGAAAUAUGUGGAAACACUACAGAGUAAACUACGUGUUAUGAAGCAUGAAUAUAUGUAAUAUAAAAGUAUUAAAUUAUAUAAAUAUCUGUCGUAAAUAUAAUAUGUAUAUGUUUCAAAUCACAUGUGAUGUAUAAGAGAAAAGCAAAAAAUGUUGAUAUUUCUCAAGUUUGAGCUUAAUAUGUUAACAUGGAAAAAUACAGUAUAUGUCAUGACAAG